UCAGUGUAGUUGUAUGCUGUUGUUCCUAACGUUUUCUUCAUCCACUGUUCUUUUAAAGUUGAUCAAAGAAGGACCGAACGGGUGCAAAGAAAUACAGAACUUGCACACUGAUUCCUGUUAGUCAUUAAGAUCAGAGUAUUAGUCAUUUCCCACAAUUACUGAUCAACAGCGGGUAAAUGUUAAAUCUGAAGCGUGUGGUCUGCUGGUAGUUCAGUGCUUUUAAGAGCCUCUCUCUUGUCAGACUGGAUGUGACGUGUUAGUUUUCUGCCUCGAGUUCUCUGUCAGAGCUGUGUGAGGAGGAUUCCCUCAGAAACAGAGAGUUCAGUUUUUUCUGUGAAUGUGAGCGAGCCGCUUCUGCUUCCUCACGUGACCGCGCUUACAGAGCGAGCGCGCGCUCUUCCACUCUGGACUCUGAAGACUCUGGAGCGCGCAGGAUCCUAAACAGGUGUGAUGGUGAGGAUAUCCAGCUCUUCUUACAUGUUCCUGCUGGUCUUGACCUUGGGCUUCCUCGUGUUUGAGAUUGUAGUCGGCCAGAUUUGCAGAUCUCUCCUCAUCGCGGUGGACAGCUUCCACACGCUCUAUGUUUCCAUAAAUCUGGCUCUAUCAUCCCGUCCAGACGUCUGUGCUCCUGGAGCUCCGGGCUCUCUCUGUGUGGAGGACUACAGAAGGAUGCGUCUCAAACCCUUCGGCGUCCUGCUCUCAGCUCUGCUCUUGGCCUCUCAGUGUGUCUCCAUCAGUCUGGAGAUCCUCACACAUCUCGUCCAGCCUGAACCCGUUCAGCACCCGCUCCUGUCCACUGUGGUUGGAGGAACUAGUCUGAUAUUCAAUGUCCUUGUGUUGGCCUGCAGCAGAGGGACUGAUGGAGCUGCUGAUGGGAUCAGCAAGAGUCUGGUCAGAAACGACACCCAUUCUACAUUUAACCCUGAAGCCUCUAGUGAUCAGGAUCCAGAAGGAGCGGAGUCACCAAAGUCCAGCAUCUCUGAUCCAGUUCAGUCCAGUCCUCGUAUCUGUGGAAGUGCUCAGGAAAUCAUUAACUAUUCAGAGCCACUUCCAGAAGAACCGCGUCGCUCCGCCUGCACUGAACCCACCGUUUCCCGGUGUGCUUAUGGACUCAUGGGCUCCCUCGCCGUGGUCCAGGAUCUUCUGGGUUCAGUGCUGGUUCUGUGUAAUGGUCUGGUUCUCCUGCUGUCUGCAGCACACUGUCAUCAGCCUCACUCUGACUGUCAUCUGCUGGUGUAUCUGGACGCUGGGUUGUCCUCGGUGUGUGUGCUGGUGCUGUUGACCGUGGCUCUGCCGAGGCUGUGGCGCUGUGGGCUGCUGGUGCUGCAGGCGACGCCGCUGCAUGUGUCCGUGGCUCAGGUGCGGCGGAGGAUCACACGAGUCCCAGGUGUGCUGUCUGUCCACGAGCUGCACGUGUGGCAGCUGUCCGAGGCGCUGCUGGUGGCCUCGCUGCACGUGCACUGUCCGGCCGAGCUGAACGCAGCGCAGUGCACAGAUGUGAUGGAGAGGAUCACAGCAGCGCUGAACGCUUUCGGCAUCAAACACUGCACCGUGCAGCCGGAGCUCAGCCGGAGCGCCGCCACAGCCUGCAGUCUGCGCUGUGGUCAGGAGUGUGUGGACAAGCUCUGCUGCUCCCCUCGAGAGGAACAGGAGGAGUCCUGCUCUCCAGCGCCGGGCAGUGGUGAUCAGAUCACAGAUGUGGUUAUUCAGAGCACGUACCUGUGAUGAUCAAAGGGUCAUCGGAUGCCCAUCUUCCACGAGUUCAUUUGUGACCCUUGAUCACAAACCAGUGUUAAGGGUCAAUUUAUUUUAUUUUUUUCAUCGAGAUAAAUUCAUGAAAAAAUAGUCUUUCCAUUGAUGCAUGGUUUAUUAUAAUCGGACAAUAUUUGGCUGAGAUGCAACUAAAAAAAUAAAUAAAAAAUAAAAUCUGGAAUCUGAGGGAGCAAGAAAAUCUAAAUGUUGUGAAAAUCAUCUUUAAAGUUGUUUAAAUUAAGUCUUCAGCAAUGCAUACUACUAAUCAAAAAGUAUAUUUACAGUAGGAAAUUUACACCAAAUUUGUAUGUAACAUGAUCUAUAUAUGAUGUCCUUUUUGGCAUAAAAGAAAAAUGGAUCAUUUGUACACUGUAAUGAAUUGCUGUAAAAAUUACAGCAUUAUUUUACAGCCGCGGACUGUUUUUUAAUAAUACAGCAUAUUGCUGUAAACUGCAAUGCAUUCUGGGGUCACGUGUAGGUCUGACUCAAAUUUACAGAAUUUUGCUGUAAAUUUCAAAUCUUCGGAGCCGCAUCGUCAACGGUCGAGGAAGAUUAACGUUAAAGACAAGAGGAGUGAUUCACAACUGUGGUAAGUGACUUCAGUUUUUUAUAUUUCUUGUUUGGUAGUUUAUAGUAUAUGAAUGCAUCUACAUUCGCGGAUUAUAUUGGUAACCCCAGAUUCAAGCAUCAUCCGUCCGCGGGGCGCGAGGCAGAAUUGCGCGGGGUUUCAGUAGCGCGGUCGCGGUAGGAUUUCACACAUCCCCCGGCGCUAUAGCAGCCAUGGACAGAAAAUCUCUGGAAUCCUUCGUUAUGAAUGACAUGUUUCAGUGCUAAUAGUUUAUAUUCACUGUAACUUAGUGUUUAUCAGCACACUUCGUCGUGAUUAUUUUAUGAUGUAAAACAACUUUGCACAUGCAGUCAUCUGUUAACACGGGCGCCGAAAUAAAACGCGUUUCUAAAGCCUCGCGGUCAGUCAGGGCCGCUCACGGAGGAUGUGUGUGUCAUAUAAAUUCUCAGUGGUGCUUUUCUAAGAGGUUAACGUAACCAGUGAGAUGUAGAUUUUUUUUGAGCAUUUGCUAACUUCAGGUAACGUUAAUGUGAAAACUUUAACAAAUCUGUUUGAUAUAAAGUCUGCUUUGUAUAGUUAGCCUAAUUUAUUACCUUAGGGCGACCAAAUACGUUUUCCUUGAAAUUAUUAAAUAUGCUAUUUAUAGAUAUGUGUCUAUAUUUAUGUCGGCCGGCAAAUCUUGUGUGUAUUUUGGCACAGGGUGCACAAAUGCUCCUUAUCAGUGCGGUGACACUUGAACAAAUGAACUGAUCAUGCGCGACACUGACCAAUAAACAAACGAGUUGUUUUAUUGCGUCUAUGACUUGAAUCUUAUCAUCAGUUGUAGUGAUGGGAAGUUCGGAUCAUUUUACCGAAUCGGACUUUUGAGUCUCGUUCAGCAAAAUGAACGAAUCUUUUUUCGAGUCAUUUCAAAUGAACGAACAACCAGAAGGUUCAGGAAGAAA
Carassius auratus (goldfish) is the source of this 3264-nucleotide messenger RNA. RefSeq names its product zinc transporter 10. The record is from RefSeq and is a predicted model, not a curated record. The transcript is spliced from 3 exons. Gene Ontology annotation, biological process: detoxification of zinc ion; zinc ion transmembrane transport; intracellular zinc ion homeostasis. Gene Ontology annotation, molecular function: zinc ion transmembrane transporter activity; calcium channel inhibitor activity. Bases 451 to 1725 code for a protein of 424 amino acids. Gene Ontology annotation, cellular component: membrane; endoplasmic reticulum; Golgi apparatus. Lineage: Eukaryota; Metazoa; Chordata; Actinopteri; Cypriniformes; Cyprinidae.